Messenger RNA from Carica papaya (papaya), 2028 nucleotides. The record is from RefSeq and is a predicted model, not a curated record. NCBI's taxonomy places the organism in Eukaryota, Viridiplantae, Streptophyta, Magnoliopsida, Brassicales, Caricaceae.
UCUUCCGCAUAUUACGAUACUUUAAGUCUGCACUACGAAAAUGUCUGCUCUUUUUUAAGUAUGGGCAACUUAAAAUAGAAGCAUUUACAGAUGCCGAUUGGGUUGGAUCCCUAAAUGAUAAAAGAUCAACUAUAAGUUACUGCGCACUUGUUGGUCGCAACUUAGUCACAUGGAAAAGUAAGAAACAAAGUAUGGUUGCUCGCUCCAAUACUGAGACAGAAUAUAAAGCAAUGGCUCAAGAACCCGGGAGAAGGCGAUGGUUGUUAAUUUAGAGUUUAUAAAGGCUAUAGUCACUGCUGAAGAGGUCCUAUUGUUGGAUCCUCUUCGCCAGGAGGUUCUCCCGUUUGUGGAUCAACUAAGGCAACAACUUCCUCAUAAAGGCGCAUUUAAGAUUCAUGGAACUGGUCCUCCAGAUGUGCAUGAUAGUGAAAUGCAUGUUUCACCAGGUGGACAAUGGCUACCUGUUCCAGAAGUUGUUGAGGGUUUACAAUGUGAGCUUCCGUUUGAGUUUCAGGUUUUGGAGAUCGCAUUAGAGGUUGUCUGUACGUAUUUGGACACCAAUGUGGCAGACCUUGAAAGAGAUGCUUACCCUGUAUUGGAUGAACUGGCUAGGAAUGUCAGCACCAAGAAUCUUGAACAUGUUCGAAGUUUGAAAAGCAACCUUACACGUUUGCUUGCACGGGUACAAAAGGUGAGGGAUGAGAUUGAACACCUAUUGGAUGACAAUGAAGAUAUGGGGCAGCUAUAUUUAACAAGGAAGUGGAUGCAGAAUCAGCAAUCUGAAGCUGUAUUAGGGGCUUCAGCAUCAAAUGCCAUUGUCCCUACUGUGUCUAGUCCAAACAGAACUGCUAGUUUGGUGACAAGCAAUCUCGACAAUAAUGAUGUUGAAGAUCUGGAAAUGUUGCUUGAGGCUUAUUUUAUGCAGUUGGAUGGAACGCGUAACAAAAUACUUUCUAAUGGAGUUCUUGGAGAGCUUGGAAAAGAGAAGAAAGAAGUCCAAAAGGACUUAGGAAAAGGAUGCCACGCGAGCAGCAUGCACGGGUGGCGUGUGUUUGCCGCGUGGGUUGGCGUAGGCUGGGCACGUGGGUUGGGUCAGUUGGUUGCGCGGGUUAGUCUUCCGUGCGCACAGGGAUUUGGGCGUGCGCCUAAGUUGUUUCGCACAUGCGCCUGGGCUGCACAUGUGCCUUGCUGUCUGCGCACAUGCAUGUGCACGUUGUGGCAUGCGGAUGCUGCUGCUCGCAUGCCCUGCGGCUGUUUCACGCGGGCAACAAUCCCACAGGUGAGUUUUUCCGCACAGGUGACGAAGGUAGGUCACAUGAGAGGCAUGUGCUUUCCGUGGGUUUUCUGGGCCUGAUAGCUUUUUUCGGGCCUUAUAUUGGGCUUCAAUGGUAAUCUUGUUAUUCAUCAACUCUUGAACCAAAAGAUUGAAAAUAUUCUUGAAUUUCUUGACCCUACUUGUAAUCAGACCUAGGGGCAAUUGGAUUUGAUUUCCUGUUAGCCCUAGCUCAUCCUGGACACUUGUAUCUUUCCCUUUGUGAGACUAUCUGUCUUUGACGUCCUUUUGCGUAUUUGUUGUGCCUGGAAUCACAUUAGAAACUCUCUUGGAAGCAGAUUUUGAAAAAAAAAAAAAAAGCUUUCCUGACAUUCAUUCUUUUGCUGGGAAGCUGCUUGAGGCAAAUUCGCUCUCUAGAUGGUUGCUUUUGUGUAUUCAUGCGAAUGAAUCUGCCAACCAUCUCUUUAUCUGGAGGCAGAAGGUGUUGGGAUUCAGCCUUUAGAGUCCUAACUUUGUCUUUGUGGUUUGUGGAAUGUUGGGCUUCUGAAAGUAAUGGAGCUGUGAAAAGCUAGGAGGAAGCUGAUCUCCCUAAUUCCUUGGACUAUUCUUUUCCUUAUUUGGAAAGAAAGGUUCGUGAAUACAUAGAUGACACGGAGGAUUAUGUCAACAUCCAGCUCGACAACCAGCGAAACGAACUUAUUCAACUCCAGCUGACUUUAACAAUUGCUUCAUUUGCUAUAGCUAUGGAAACCUUG